UAGUUUCACAAAGAAAAAUGUCUUUUAAAACUUCAACACGAAUCAGUUUGUCGGUUUGAGCAGCUUUAACUAUAGACAGUAUGGCGACGAAGUUACACCGUUUACAUCAAAAAGUGAAAUUUAGCCAACACAUAUAGCUAUAAAUAGAAAGUGUAUAUUGUUUAAUUAACAAACAACAAAAAUAUCAAAGUUAAAAUAAUAUAAAUCCGAUAUUAACUGAAUUUAGCUGCUGCUCCAGAGCGCCCUCUGCUGCUCCACUUUGGUAACUGCGCCAUGGUGGAAAAAAGCUGCGCUCUGAUUGGUUGAUUCCUCUCUCGCUUUAGUUAUGCUGCCUUCAUAGGCUGUCGGAAAAAGGGCAUCUGUACUUGAACGCUCCUCAAAAGCUCAAUAAAAUAUUAAAUAGAGACGGAAGAGCGUCGGUUUUCUAGCUUAGACUUUCAAUUUGUUUUCUCUCUGAGUCUUUUGGGCAUUUAUCAGGCAGAUGGCAGAAAACAUUUAUUUAUAUUCGAUAAAUAAUGCGUUAAUUUGUUAUUCAUUAAGACUUUUGGGAUUUCUGUGUCACUACUUCAUACUGUGUAAUUGCAGUUGUCUGAUUGUAUUGCAUACCCAAAAGUAUAAUGCGAAUAAUUUAAGUCCAGAGUCCAGUUUAAUACAAAAACUGUGAGAAUCUAACAGCGUAAUCCCAAUUUCCAAGCUUCCAUUUGAGGCCAAAUAUGGGGCAUUUGAAGGCAACAUCACCAUCGAUCAUUGCGCUUCGCCUCAAGCAUCCCCACACGACACGGAUCUCAGAGGCGACAGCAGGACUGUAUAUGUGACGGACAACAUGACCAUCAGAAACGCUAUCCGGGAUCAUGGACAGAGGUACCGGCCUCGGAUGGCUUGUCUCAGAAAGGCGGAGAAGGUGCUGCUGGAGAUGCAGGACCCCAGAACAGGGGUGAAGUCGCAGCCUCAGAGAUUGGUUAUCACCACGAUACCACACGCUAUCACCGGUGAAGACAUAAUUGCGUGGCUUGCCGGCAGAUUCCAAAUAGACACACAAGAGGCGAGGAGUUUUGGCUCGAUGCUGGUGGCGCUGGGAUAUAUCUACCCGCUACAAGACCACAAACGCUUAGUGAUCAAACCUGAUGCGUCCCUGUAUCGCUUCCAGACUCCAUAUUUCUGGCCCACACAGCAGUGGCCUGUCGAGGACACGGAUUACGCGAUCUACUUGGCAAAAAGAAACAUACGGAAGAAAGGAAUCCUGGAGCUGCACGAGCAGGAGCAGUAUAACCGUCUCCACAAGUGGAUGAAUCAUAAAUGGGAUUUCAUUGUGAUGCAGGCUAAAGAACAGUACAGAGCUGCAAAGGAGAGGAAGAAGCCAGACCGUGUGGUGUUCGAGUGCCAGGAGAGAGCCUACUGGGUGGUUCACAGACCUCCGCCGGGGACGGUGAGCGCCAUGGACUACGGUCUGGAGCGACGGAUAGAUCCCAACGCAGACGAGACACAAACUCCUGACUUCUACGAGAGAAUCAUGAUCUUUACGCAGCAGUCCAUCAUGAGGCCCAGAGUGAAGUCAUCUGUGUCUAUUGGAGCACUGGUGAAAUACUGCACCACCUACUACAGCCAUGACCCAUUCCUCUCCAAGUGUCUUCCCAGCAACCCCUGGCUCACCGACGACGUCACAUUCUGGACCCUGAACAGACUCAAUGCGGAAGUACCGUCUAAGAUGCGAGUGGAGAGGUGGACGUUCAGCUUCGGAGAGCUGCUCUCAGACCCUCGAGGACGAGAUGAUUUCAGACUUUUCCUGAAGAAAGAAUUCAGCAGUGAGAACUUGGCAUUCUGGGAAAGUUGUGAGGAUCUGAAGUGGGGCACUGCUGCGACAAUGAGAGGGAAAGCCGAGCAGAUCUACAAGACUUUUCUGGCUCGUGGAGCUCCGCGGUGGAUCAACAUCGACGGAAAGACGAUGGAGAUCACAGUGAGUGGCCUGAGACACCCUCACAGAUACGUCCUGGAUGCAGCCCAGACCCACAUCUACAUGCUCAUGAAGAAGGACAAGUACGGCCGCUACAUAAAGUCUCCGGUGUUUAAGGACACCAUGAAGAAGGCCAUCUGUCCCGAGGAGCACAAGUUCUCCGAUGCCCAGCUGGAGCAGAACGCCAAGAACAGACGUCCCAGCCUGAGUCCCAUCAUCCUCCGGCAGCAGGAGCUGGAGCAGAGAGCCAGGAUGGCGGCCAACGCCCCGGUGGACAUCACUCAGCUGUGCCGCUUCACCACUCCGGUCCCUCACCUGUCCGUCUACUCUGGCAUCACUGACUCCCCCUCCCUGGCCUUCCCCAGCCCGGCCUGCCCGUCCCCCAUCAGCGUGGCCUUGGACAGCAGCUCGGCCUGCGAGCGACGACUGGAAGUUGACGAGGGGAAACACGAGGCCCGAGGCCCCGUCAGAGGACCUGUGUCCAAGUCCCGCAUGGCUCUGUCCCUGCGUCGCCUGCUGAAGAGAGGCUGCACCCCGGCCACCAUGUUUGCCAGCCUGUCCCCAAAAUGUCACUCAGCUGCCGGGACGAGUAGCCGAAUCCAGCCAAUCAGCCCUGAGGAACCCAGCCAGGCUCCGCCCAGGAGGAUCGGCAAUUUUUUCCAGAUUAAAGUGGAUAUUCCCCCAGAGUUCCGCAUCUACCCCAUAGAGUCUGAGGAUGAGGAUGAGGAUAACAGAUCUGCCUCUCGGGGAGGAGUAGGAACUAAAGAGAUCAUCUGUCCCUGGGAGAGCCUCACUCCACCGAACGGGAAGGGAUAAAGUCUGGAUUCACAGGUAGAAAACCACCAGGAUAUAUAAUGAUAAUAUAGAACACAAACAGCUAAAGACAGAAACAAAGCUCUCAGUCUGGUCCUCUAGACCAGGCUGUUGAUUUAUCUACUGAAGAGAAUCAAACACCUGACUGACUGUUGGCUUCAAAGGUCCCAGAGUCACAUCUGCUGCAGAUAAAGACUUUCAAAAUACUUUCCCUAAAUUAUGGCUCAGUACGCAGUGUUUCUCCACAGCUGUUUACAGCUGUUAUGCACUCCUACACCCAGGAUUUUACAAAUACUGGAGUCAUGAGUCCUUCCAGUGCGACUCCUCCUCUCAAAGGAAUGCAAGCAUCUUCUUUAUUCAUUUAACUGAUGACAUUUUCUUUCAAUUUUGCCUCCUGAUGGUGGUUUAAAGCAUUUCAAAGCCUUUCUCACAGUCAAGAAAACCCACCAUGAGUAAUGUGAAUGUAAUUUAAGAAUGUAAAGUCCUCUUCAGGUCAUAGAAAACACCCAGAUUCCCAGAAAAACACUGAACACACCAGUCCAGACCUUUAAAGCCAACAGGCAGAGAAUGUUUGACACCCAAAACUGAGAUUAUUGGUGGAGUGUUCAUCCAACUGCAGCCUUAUAUUCAUAAACCCUGACCGACCAGCACCAGCUGAGCCCAGCGUUUGGGUUAGAGGUUGAGUUUUGACAGAGGACGCCCCACCAGAGGACAACAAGGUGGACCAAAGUUCAAGUGCUUAGAGGACUUGAGCUGUAGCUUUUUCACAUUCGAACCUCAUCGUGAAUCUGUUGAUGACCUUAUCCACCUCCACACAGAUUCUGUUGGUAUUGAUUUGGUUUCUUCAAAGCAGGAACAAACUUUUUUAAGGUCACAAGACAACAAAACUGGAAAGAGUGAUUGCCAAGGUGCACACUGAAAACCAUGAAGUACAUUAAUGUUUACGUCUCAAAGCCGGUCUGCUUGUGCACAGGAAGACAUAUUAUAUUUAUAUAUUUACUGAAGUAGAAAAGUGUUCUUGUGCAGCGAAAUAGACUUAGAUGCCUCAUUUCCACUUCACUUACCUCUUACACUCUAUGAAAUGCCUGAAUAGAUGAGAGCACAUCAACAGUUGCUCUCCUGUUGUUGCAGAUCCACUCCUAUCAGCCCAGGAGGAGUUACUGGAUUUAAGGUGGAACUCGGUAAUAGUUUUGUAUUUGGCUCCACUGCUGUUGUGUAGCUGUUGUGUCUGUACACUACCCUGAGCGAGGAGGGGGACAACAUGAACUAACUGUCAGAAUGUAUGAUCUUUACCAUGUUUACAGAUGCAAGAAUGUGAAAAAUGACCUUAAAUUUGUUGUAUUUCAUUUGUACAUUCAAUAGCUUGUGUCAAGUGCCUCAAUAAAUGAUUGUCUUUACAAAAUUG
Molecule: messenger RNA, 4169 nt
Organism: Amphiprion ocellaris (clown anemonefish)
Lineage: Eukaryota; Metazoa; Chordata; Actinopteri; Pomacentridae
Product: regulator of G-protein signaling 9
Exons: 19
Coding region: 824-2767 (647 amino acids)
Biological process (GO): intracellular signal transduction; regulation of G protein-coupled receptor signaling pathway; G protein-coupled receptor signaling pathway
Source: RefSeq, a predicted model, not a curated record